Molecule: messenger RNA, 423 nt
Organism: Sinocyclocheilus anshuiensis
Lineage: Eukaryota; Metazoa; Chordata; Actinopteri; Cypriniformes; Cyprinidae
Product: ubiquitin-like
Exons: 3
Coding region: 22-381 (119 amino acids)
Molecular function (GO): protein binding
Source: RefSeq, a predicted model, not a curated record
CAUUAAAUUUGCAGAUGCAGAAUGAGUUUCAACAUUUUUAUUAAAUAUGAGAUAGGACAGCUAAGAGCAGUAAGUGUGGAUUCAGAGGAGGAACUGAAGAACACGACUGUUGAAGAGCUCCGAAGAAGAGCAUUUCCUGAAGACCAAUGGGACGCGUUGGUGUUUAUCUUCGAGGGCAGACAACUGGAGGAGGGUCGUACACUUGGUUCUUAUGGCGUACUAAACGAAUCUACUAUUCAUGCAGUUCUUCGUCUACGUGGUGGAGCUCUACCUCCACCUGAAGAUGAAGAUGUAGGAAUGUCCAGGACUGCAUCUAUGGAAGUAUUAGCUUCAAUGCAGCAGACUGAGCCAGAACCCAAUAGAUCAUGUUUGAUUUUGUAGUUCAGUGCAUCCUCAUAUAUAUCCAACACCUUGUACAAAUAU